Hermetia illucens (black soldier fly) is the source of this 1041-nucleotide messenger RNA. RefSeq lists its product as uncharacterized. NCBI's taxonomy places the organism in Eukaryota, Metazoa, Arthropoda, Insecta, Diptera, Stratiomyidae. The record is from RefSeq and is a predicted model, not a curated record. Gene Ontology annotation, biological process: transcription by RNA polymerase I. The transcript is spliced from 2 exons. Bases 114 to 869 code for a protein of 251 amino acids.
UGACAACUCACCGAGAGCAGUCAAACAGUUCUGAAUGGAACUUCCAUUGCUUCCGAUGAAAUGUACGCGAAUGUUCACUUUUAAUUCUUCUGCUCUGUAAGAAAUAAACGAAAAUGAAAGCUCAGGAAUUUUCAGCAAGUUUCAUGAAGGAAAGUUUCUUAGCCAAAAACCUCACCGUUACAGAGAUAAGCAAAGACUCCAGAUUAAUUACCGACGGUGUAGACAUCGGUCCUGACGAUGAAGUUUGGCUUCUCCAAUGCCCGAAAACCAUUGAUAUCGACGCUUUAAUCAAUCGAAAGAUCAAAAUACCAGGAAAAACACACCAUGAACACAUAGAAAGUGUAGCUGAAGGAUACUCCAAACAGCAAAAUGUAACAUUAGCCACAACAUCCAAUCGUGGUUAUACAAUAAAAACAGUUCCUGUUUCGGGCCGGAUAUUCAUUCGCGAAAGGCUGAAAAUACAAAACCUGGAUGAGACUCAAAACGAAUCGUUAACGAACCCAAACAAGGGUUCAGAGCGCAUAAAAUUCCCCGAUGAUCUUAAAAUCCGUCAUCCACUUCAUGGAGCCGAUUAUGAGGAUAAAAUUGAAGUGAAACCUGCUGUCGCGGAACGACUUAAACAAGCCACUCGAACGUCGAGUAAAGUUAAGCAACAAAAACGAAACAGGCCUGGAGUGGAGCGAAGAACAGUAGAAGUAGCGCGCAUUAAACAGGAAGAAAACAAUGAAGUUGUUGUGAAAAAAGAAAAGAAACGGAAGCGGAAACAUGAAGAUUCUGCGGAAGAGGACAGCACUCAUAAGAGUAAAAAAAUAAAAACGGCUGAGAAUGUAGACCACAAAGAGGAGUUAGAAUGGAUAAAGCAGUUAUAAGCAAAAUGGACGCCUGGAGUGUUUAAAUGACGAGUUUUCUAUUGCUUCAAUGACCUGGAUGGAUGGAUUGUAAUAAAGAAACUUUGUUUGUUUUAAAUGCAUUUAUAUUUUAAUAGAUUGAAAUACUUCACCAAGAGUAUUUUUAAUAAAAUGAAAAAAUACAAAGCAAUAA